AUGAUUCCACAUUUGGACCCUGGGAUGGUUUCUUCAACCGUUGAUCCUGAUGCUGCUGGAUACGCUGAAAGAGCAAACAAAGCCAAGAAGCCAGUCAAGAUUAGUGCCCGAAGCCUUGCAAAGCCGGAAAGAAACGAGGUGAUGAAAGCUGCAGCAAAAGCUCGGGCAUCAUCCUCUAUUCUCCGACCAAUAGAUGCCCGCCAUGGCAAUGAAGCUGAUAUUAGCUCCAGUGGCAAUGCCAAUGUCAGGAGUAGCAUGAGUGUUGACUACAGUGCUACAAAGGAAUCGAGGAGUGAGAUGCUGCUGUUCCCUCUACGGAACUUGUAUCCGCAGAGUCUUGCCAGUUACGAUGACUAUGAGACUGGCACACAGACUGCAAACAGUUUAAACAGCCCGGUCCACAUCCACAAGUUUGCCCCUCAUGCUCAAUUUCGUGUAGCACCUCAUCCAGCUCCACCUCCUAAAAGGCCUGCGCUAGGGAUUACAAGGCCACAUGUUCCUGCCACACAUAUAAGUAACAACCCAAUGUUCCAGUCAGCCACAUCAUAUGUCAGGGAGAACCGAAGAGCCUCUGUUGUCUGGGAUCAAGAGGCUGGUCGGUACGUGUCAGUGCCCAUGCAAACAACAAGAACAGGGCCCGGUGUUGAGCUGCCUGCAAGAAACCCAAGUUUCUUGGUGAAUCCAAGUGGUGAACCAGGCAACCAUGGGAGAAAUCUUGCACCUGCCAACACAACUUCAUCAGCGAUUCCUUCGGGGCAGCUGUCCGAGAGGUUGACGUACACAGGCCAAUCAAUAUUCUUUGGCGGGCCAAUCCUGAGCACCACUGGCAUAAAUGAAGAAAGGAAUGAGGCGGGCACAAGAGUGCGUCCUGAGACAAGCAGAGAUCCCAACUCCCACCAGCGUGACAUCCGUGGUGAGAAGGCUCGGACAGGCUCCUUCCCGUUGUAUGAGCCUAGGAAUUUCUAGAAGAACCUGCUUUGAUGGCAAGUGACCUUGACUGGCUGUUUUACUCUUCUAUACUAUGUCGUCUGCUCAAGUGCCACCACCACGACAGUGGGGGUGAUGUUGAUGCACUGCACCCCAUGCAGAGUCAGGGAACUGCUAAAA
Messenger RNA from Triticum aestivum (bread wheat), 1107 nucleotides. RefSeq names its product probable protein S-acyltransferase 20. Bases 1 to 966 code for a protein of 321 amino acids. NCBI's taxonomy places the organism in Eukaryota, Viridiplantae, Streptophyta, Magnoliopsida, Poales, Poaceae. The transcript has a single exon. The record is from RefSeq and is a predicted model, not a curated record.